GUCAAAGCAAGUGCAUAUUCAUAAUUGAUCACGAUGUCAAAGAUAUAUCUUCUGAUCCUGUUUUUGAUCUUUCCAUCAGUGAAACGGAGUGAAUCAACUGAGGUGGAAAUGAUUAACAAAUUCACGACACAAAACAGUACAACAAAUGAACUACCUAUCACUACUGAGAACCCCUGUAACUACAAUGAAGAUCCAUCGUAUUUCACUUGUAGUGGCAGAGGUAGAUAUCCAAAUUUGAAUGAUCCAUCAUGUGAAACGUAUUACCUCUGCAACCUGCUGAAAAAUGGUUCUUUCGUUCAAACUUUAUACAAAUGUCCAAAAACAUCAUUCUUCAAUCCACCUAAACAAGUUUGUGAUAUAAGCUACCAAUGUCCAUGUAGCAAGACCACUAGCACUGUCGUUUCAACGACUGAAACAGAGAAACCAGUCACUCAAAGUAGAUCAACAGAGGUGGAAACAACAAUUGAGCAAGUUACUAAGAGUAAAUCAACACAGGCCGAAACCACUAUAGAAUUCAAAACAGAUAAAACAAUUUUGGAAGUCGGUACCACAUAUACACCACCAUUCAGCACUACUGAGUACAUCUGUGAAUACAAUGAAGAUCCUUCAUAUUUUACCUGCAGUAGCAAAGGUAGAUAUCCAAACUUGAAUGAUCCAUCUUGUGAAACAUAUUAUCUCUGCAACCAGCUGAGAAAUGUUUCAUUUACUCAAACUUUAUACAAAUGUCCAAAAACAUCAUUCUUCAAUCCAUUCGAACAAGUGUGUGAUUUCAACUACCCAUGUCCAUGUAGCACAAGCACAAACACUGCCGCAAUAAUGACUGUACCAGAAACUGAAACUGACAAAUUCAUUUCUACAACUGAAAGGAAUGCUGCAAAUGAGAUCAAAACUUCUACAACUGGUAAUGAUGAUAUUGGUUCCAUUUUCACUUGUCCUUCAGAUGGAAUUUUCUCAGAUCCAGAAGAUACAAAUUGUGAAUAUUUUUACGUUUGCAUUUCAUCAUAUUCGUCUCUUUUAUCCAUUCGUUCAAAAUGUCCAGAAGGUACAACUUUUGAUACGUUAUUUGGUGUAUGUAGUCCAUUUUACAUCUGUCCUAACAACUCGAAACCGCUCUCAGAUUUGGAUCAUUGCACAACUAAACAUUCAAUGAAUUACAUUUGUAAUGCAAACGGAACGUAUGUAAAUCCAAAUGAUAUCACCUGUCGAACAUAUUAUCUUUGUAGUCUGCAAGAAAAUGGUACCUUCAUUCAAAUACUCCAAAAAUGUCCAGCAACAUUUCUUUACAAUCCAACAUCAAAAACGUGCGAUGCUUUCUACAAAUGUCCUUGUUCUACAACAUUUUCAACAAAAGGAGUGGAUGAUCAAGUAACUGAAAGUGGGAUUACAGAAUCGGGCAAACCCGAAUUUUCAUGUACCUCUACAGGAGUGUUCAAAGAUCCACUAGAUCAACGUUGUAAAAGGUUCUAUGUCUGCAUACAGUCUUUCUUGUUAUAUAUUUCCGUUUAUGCCUCAUGUCCAUCGGGUACAUUGUUUGAUCCAUUACUUCGUUUGUGCAGUCCAUUUUAUUCAUGUCCACAUAUCUCAAAGUCAACUACCACUACAGCUGAACCUCUAACGACUGUAAAAAAUAAGCCCACAAACGAAUAUGGAACUAGCGUGACAGAAAGAAUCGAACACGAAUUUGUAUGUUUCUCAACAGGAAUAUUCGAGGAUCCUCAGGAUUUAGAAUGCAAAAAGUACUAUGUUUGUACGAAAUCUUUCUUGUUAUAUGUUUCCGUUCACUCUACAUGUCCACCGGCUACAUUUUUCGAUCCUUUACUUCGUUUGUGCAGUCCAUUUUAUUCAUGUCCACAUGUCCCUAUGUCAACUACCACUACAUUUGAACAUCUUACAAAUGAACCCAUAGACAAAUAUAGAACUAGCAAGACAGAAAAAAAGCAACACGAAUUUGUAUGUUCCUCAACAGGAAUUUUUGAAGAUACUCAAGAUUUUGAAUGUAAAAAGUAUUAUAUUUGUACAAAAUCUUUCUUGUUAUAUGUUUCCGUUCACUCAACAUGUCCACCGGGUACACUUUUUGAUCCAUUACUCCGUUUGUGCAGUCCAUUCUAUUCAUGUCCCCAUAUCCAAAAGUCAACUAGCACUACAAUUGAAGUUCCUUCAACUUCAAUAACAAAUAAUUGCACUAGCAUUGCGUCAUCACAUUUCACUUGCUUCUCCAAUGGAAAAUAUCCUAAUUUGAAUGAUCUCACCUGUAGCACAUACUACAUUUGUAAAAAGUUAAUUAUAGGUUCAUUUUCGCAAACUCUUCAGAGUUGUCCAAUCGCAUCGUACUUUAAUCCAGUAACUCACGCUUGUGAGGUUAACUACAAAUGCAAGUGUAACACUAUUACUGACACAACUAUUUUCACAAACCUAACAAAUGAGUCAGAAACUUCAAAUGGAAUAACUACGUCUAUGUCGAAUGAAAAAAAUGAUAUCGCUUUCACCUGUCUUUCAACAGGAAUAUUUCAAGACGAGAGUGACUUAACGUGUAGACAGUUUUACGUUUGUAUAAGAUCUCUUAUGUCGUUCAUCUCUAUUCAUUCAACAUGUCCAACAGGUACAUUUUUUGAUCCGUCACAUCGCAUGUGUAGUCAACAUUAUUCGUGUCCACAUAUUUCAAAAACCACAUCAGAUAUGAACGAGUUUACCACCUCCGAACGAGAUCACUGUAAACAUGUCAAUGAUUCAAAGUAUUCAACCUGCAGUACCGAAGGAAAGUAUCCUAAUUUGAUGGAUUUCACCUGUCAGACAUAUUAUUCUUGCACUUUGCUCAGAAAUGGAUUAUUCAAUAGAUCCAUUUAUACGUGUCCCUUCAUGUCGUUCUUCAAUCCGGUUCUACAAGUAUGUGAAUACUCCUAUAAGUGUCCCUGUACCACUUCUACAGCCUCACAAACAGAACGAAUGGAAUUUUUCUGCCCUUCGGUAGGAGUAUUUGCAGAUUCCCAAGAUUCAACGUGCAGGAAAUUUCAUGUUUGCAUUCGAUUUUCAUUGUCAUAUUUGUCAAUAUAUUCGACAUGUCCAGAAGGUACAUUUUUUGACCAUACCUUCCGAAUAUGUAGUCCAUAUUAUUCAUGCCAACAUCAACUUAAUACAACAAAAAACAUACAGAAAGUCAUAGAAAUGAAAGAAGUUACAAGAAUAAUAGACUCUUCAACGGACGAAUAUGCAGAAAGUACAACAUCUCUAUCUAUUCAUCUCGAGGAUUCUGAACCAAUCCAGUCAUCAUCCGUCACUCCUGAGGAGGACUCUUGUAAUCAGUUGAAAGAUCCACUUCAUUUCAAUUGCAGUUCUCAAGGUAUAUAUCCGAAUCUCAAUGAUCACACGUGCAGAACUUACUAUAUCUGUAAGUUUUUGGAAAAUGGUUCUUUUCAUCAAAUGUUAUAUGACUGUCCAAAAAAAUCAAACUUUAAUCCACGGUCGCAAAUGUGUGAUGUGAAUUACAUAUGUCCUUGUAGUGUCACAAAGAGGGGCAAUAGGCUGGUGCGAUCAAUAGGAAUGACAGGGUCAGACGACAAAAGUGUUACUGAAGGCAUUGAGAAUGAUAGUGAAGUUAACGAGAAUGUUAUCCAUGAUCAAAGAAGAUUUGCAGACUUGAGCUCAUUCGAUUCCUCCAUGAAUAUAUGCGAAUAUUCAAAACCUUUCACUUGCAAUAGCAGUGGCCGAUUUCCAAAUUGGAAUGAUACCACGUGUCGAACAUAUUAUCUUUGCGUACCAACGAAAUCAGGAUCUUUCGAACAAAUACCAUAUACGUGUCCAACAGGUUCAUUUUUCUGCCCACAACUGAAACUCUGUUAUGUGAACUAUAAAUGUCCAUGCAGUAGUGAAAAAAGAAGGCUAAGUCGCUCAAUAGGCAGUGAAAGGCCAGUCAUUAGAAACGAAUCAGCUAAUACUUCAAAAAUCAUGCAGGUUAUGCGGAAAAAGAAUGAUUCAAAAAAUGCCGGACUCUCUCAUAAUUUGCCAACAGCAUCUGCAUAUACUGGGACAAUAAAAAUUUUUACUUGCAACAGAAGAAGUAGAUUUCCAAACUGGAAUGAUCCAACUUGUGAAACAUAUUAUCUUUGCGUACCAUUGAAAACGGGAUCUUUCGUACAAAUACAAUAUAAGUGCCCACAGGGUUCUUGCUUUUGCCCACUACUGAGAGUAUGUAGUGUAAACUAUAAAUGCCCAUGUAGUCCUGACAAAACAAGAUUCACCCGAUCAGUAGAUGCUGAAAGGUUUGUCUCUGAAAAUGGAACAACCAAUGAAGUGGGAGUCGACGACAACGAGGAAAAAAUGAAUGCUUCAUCAAAUUUAUUGCAAUUUCGUCCUUUGCCGAAAGUUUGUGCUUACAACAAGAAUUUGAAACCUUUCACUUGCUAUGUUAGAGGCAGAUUUCCAAAUUGGAAUGAUCCUACUUGUCGAUCAUACUAUCUAUGCGUACCUCUGAGAACAGGAUAUUUUGUACAAACACGUUAUACGUGUCCGAAAGGUUCAUUUUUCUGCCCAAUACUGAGAGUUUGUAAUGUAAACUAUGAAUGUCCAUGUAGUACAGGCAAAGAAAUCGGCUCCAGAAAAUGAAUCAUUGAAUGCGGUAAAUAACAUAAAGAAAAGAUGUUAGAUCUCUCGAGAAUUAUUUUUCUGUAACAAUCUGCAAUACAAAUUUUGCGAGAAUAUAUACCCGUCAUAUUGGAAACGAUUUAAUUUAUCAUAAAUGAUGAAUCAUAUCGCACCAAUACAUGAGUACAAUAUGUACAGUAGUGAUGAGUUAUGAUUAGAUUAGUAAUGAUUAUGAAAUCUAUUCUUUCGAAAUUGCUUCCAAUGCUACAAAAUGGUAGUGAUGUUUCUGUAUUGUAAAUCUGAGUAAAUAUCAACUAGUUUCCUUGAUUCACCACGACUAACUUCAAUGUAUCUGGAUACUGAAAUUUAUAAAUCCUAUCAAUCCCACAAAAUAAUAACGCAGUAUUUUCUUGAGGUGCAUAAAAUACGCAUCUGGCAGUGUUAUCGUAGGAACUAAUGACAAAUAUGCUCCAGCGAGCAAAUUUUCUCUUCGAGUAGAAAAUAAUUUGUAUUCAUAUAUUUUAUAAUCACCCCCACCUGUAUUUUGAUUGAACAACUGAAAAUUUCGAUAAUCUUUCAUUUUCUCUCAUUGGAAUACUGAGGGAGGUAUAGAAAAUAUAUCUACUUCGACAAUUUAUACUUCUCUCUUAUUUCUCCACUUAUGAUGGCGAUCCGAACAUCUGGUGAAGUGGUGUUGCCAUCGAAACAAGAGAUUCUCAUCUUUUGUCUCGUUUUGUUGUUUCGAAAGAGACAAGGGAAGAUUUCUCGUGUAAGAAAUCGUGCCUCAACAAGACAAGAUAUAUAGGCAUCUUGGUCAAGACAAAGCAAGUUAGUCCUCUCAACAAGCGAUUGUAAGAUUAGCAUUACUCGUACUAUUCUUCAUGCACAGCUCGCAAAGCACAAUUUUAUAUAUUCUCUAUAUCGAACUAAAAAUAAUGACUGAAUUCUGCGUUUCUUUUAGAUAUAGUAUUUUUGUUGUCACUUAGUUAAUAGUAAGACUGUUUAAUACACCAGGAAUUUGUUUGUAUGAUGUAAAAUCUGCACCUUUCGGCGCGAUCAACUUUUGCCUACUCAGUCAGAAUUCUUCAACCUGCUACAAGCAGUGAAAUUUAUUUUCGAAUAAAUGAAGAUGAUUAUGAAAUGCUCAUAAGCAGAAAUCUUGUUUUGGAAGAAUAUUCAAUUAUCAGAAACUGUAAGUUUUCGAUAAAUAGAGUCUUAUAUAUAACAAGGUAAUUUAGAACUAGUACGAAUUUUAUAGAAAAAAUUUAAUAGAACUUUCAAGGAGUUAAAGAAUUUUCAGUGAUAUACUGUUUUCAAACGCAUCAGGUUACAAAGCCUUUUAAGUACCUAUUGAUAUUAUUUUAAUCCCUGUCGUGUACCUGUCUGCUCAGUUCCUCAAAAUCUGAUAUGAAAAUACAUUUCAAAACUUCAAUUAGAAUCACUUUCAAUUGAUGAUGUCAAAUAUGUACUUCAUUUUUGAAAGAACCCAAAAUGUAUACAUUUCAGGUAUUGUAUUACAGAAAAUAUUUGUUUUUGUAAAAUUUUCACAGGUUAAUUCUAUGAUAAAUUUUCAUAUAUGUACAGAAUUUUAAAAAUUUAACAAAUGAUUGCUCAAUGGAUUGAUUUUUUUUUGUAGUGAGUUGAAAUGUAUCAGACGUAAGAGUCAAAACAUAUGUAAAUGUAUAUUUUAAUAUAGAAUGAGUUGCCUCCUGUAGCUAAUAUAGGUAUUACUAAGUUAUGAGAGAUCAAAAAUUAUAUCUAUUUUCAGUUGUUCUCGAUAUCUGAUGUAAAAUGGAUAAUCUCAAAUUUGUCUGCUUAUAUUUAAAAUAGUAACGAAACAUUUGCAUUAUUUUUCUGCAUGAAUUGUAUCAAUUUUAGUUCGGAAGCUGAAUAAACUGUAUUUUAAAGAAAA
Molecule: messenger RNA, 6490 nt
Organism: Leptinotarsa decemlineata (Colorado potato beetle)
Lineage: Eukaryota; Metazoa; Arthropoda; Insecta; Coleoptera; Chrysomelidae
Cellular component (GO): extracellular region
Molecular function (GO): chitin binding
Source: RefSeq, a predicted model, not a curated record